Messenger RNA from Pan troglodytes (chimpanzee), 3072 nucleotides. RefSeq names its product mitochondrial ribosomal protein L34 (gene MRPL34). Gene Ontology annotation, cellular component: ribosome; mitochondrial large ribosomal subunit. Gene Ontology annotation, molecular function: structural constituent of ribosome. Lineage: Eukaryota; Metazoa; Chordata; Mammalia; Primates; Hominidae. The record is from RefSeq and is a predicted model, not a curated record. Bases 2332 to 2610 code for a protein of 92 amino acids. The transcript is spliced from 2 exons. Gene Ontology annotation, biological process: translation.
CCCGCCCCCUUUGGGGGUUCACCGAGGUUGGGGGAGGGAUGGGGCCUGGCUCAAGGCGGAGAAGGGGGUUGCAGUCUAGGGUCUGCGGGACGCCUGGGAGUGUGCGGCCGGGGCCCUCUCUCUGCAAAUGGGUCUCCCAAGCCCCUGCCCCCCAGCCCCUGCCUCCCAAUUGCCCUGUUCCUCUCCAAACGAGGCCCCCAUACUCUUCUCCCUGUAUUGACCUUUCCAUUCUAGAAGCAGAGACUCCAAGAUCUUUUUCCAAUCUCCGGUGGGGAAACUGAGGCUCAUAAAGGGCACAAGAGCAUAAAUCAAGCAAGGAGCAAAGCUGGGACUUGAACCCAAGGCUGUGUGAUUCCAAACCCUGGGAACCAUUAUUUGCUAACCUCCCCCACCCACACCCCCUGCCCCCCCCCCCUUUUUUUUUGGUAGGGACGAGGUCUCGCUAUCUUGCCCAGACUGGUCUCGAACUCUGGGCAUCAAGCAAUCCUCUCGUCUACGGCCUCCCAAAGGGCUGAGAUCACUAGCGUGAGCCAUCGUGACGGGCUUCUCUAAAGCUUUCAAGGAAAGUCUUGGAGCUGUGGGUAAUUAGAGAGUUUGAAUUUCAUAAUCAGCCGAUUUAACCCAUGGCUGCCAUGGUUCUGAGGAGGGCUGAUAGCAAGAGGCAGGCAUCCCAGCUCUGUGGUACCGGCGGGGCCAUGGUAGGCCCUCAGGAGAGCUCAGGUCUCAAAUCCAGCCUCUGUCCUUUGCUGAUGUGUGACCUUGGGCAAGUUACUUCACUUUCCUGAGCCUCCGUUUAUUUCUCUACGAAAUUAAUCCUCUCAUAAGUUUGCUACGCAGGUAAAGCACUCAUCAUAGUGUCGUGCAUAUAACAAAUGCUCCAUAUAUUAUGGGCAUUAUUAUAGUGGUGAUGUUUUGCUAAACGAUGCUACAGGUAGGAUGGGCUUCGGAGGACGAGGGGUUAAAUGCUCCUUGCUGCUUGGCCACUCACAUCCCCUGGAAUUUGCUGCCAGAGCUGGAUUCCGUCCAGACACCUACUCUUGCCCACUAAGGGCACUUCUGGGAGACUAUACAGUUUAUUCAUUUAGCAAACACCUCUCUGCAUGAACCCCAAGCUGGCACUUGUAGGGAUACAGCCCCAGGCCCCUGGCCCUUGAGGAGCCCUUGAACUUGGGGGAGAGUCAAGGGAAGGCAGUUGGGCCAGAAGAAUGGACAGCGGUUGAGAGAAGACGACUUUUUUUUUGAGAAAGGAUCUCACUCCGUUGCCCAGGCUGCAGUGCAUUGGCGCUAUCAUUGCUCACUACAGCCUGGAUCUCCUGGGUUCAGGGAAUCCUCCCACCUCACCUUCAAGUACUUGAGACUAUAGGUGGUUGCUACCAUGUCCCCAGGCUGGUCUCAAACUCCUGGCCCCAAGGGAUCCUCCCUCCUCAGCCUCCCAAAAUGCUGGAAUUACAGGCAUGAGCCACACCUCACUCAGCCCUUGGAGGAGAGGAAAGGAUUUUUAAAGGGCGGAUAGGGGAACACCAGGCAGAGAGGAGGGUGUGGCUGAAAUGUAAGAUGGUGUGUGUAGAGGGUUUUGCAUGCCUGAUGGAAGGGCUGAGCAGGUUUUACCUGGGGAAAUGGGGAGCCAAGGAUAGUGUGCGAGUAGGGGAGGGGUUCAGAUCUGAGUAUCAGAAAAUUUUUCUUCCUUUUUUUUUUUUUUUUGGUUCUAACAACAGAGGAGAAUUCUUCUAGGGCCCAAAAUGGGGGCAAGAUUGCCAAAGACAAGCUUGCAAUCCAUGAGUUUACAGAUUGAGAAAGCCCAGAGUGGCGCAGGCACCACCCCAAGGACACGCAGCGAGCUUGAACUCAGGCCUCCUCGGCUUCCUGCCAAGAGGCGGAGACUUGGCUGCAGCCAGGACAAGCUGCCAGCCAGCUGUGUGCCAUCUGCCCAGCUCCCGCUGGGGGUGGGAAGACCAACCAGCCGCUUCCUGCAGCUGCCACCAGCUGCGCCCGGCCACCGCGGGGCACCCUCUGCCGGUCAAUAGGAGAGAGAACUACAGCUCAGCUCCCAGCUGACCGCGGGAGAUAAUGCCUUGUGCGCACGCGCUUGCUCAGAAGGCGCCGUUCGCCGGCUACCUGUUGGUUUGUACGAAGAGCAACCCUGUGCCCCGCGGAUAUAGACUGGCGCGCCUCUGUUGCGCAGGCGCAGAACUACAACUUCAGGGUUUUCCCCAACGGCAUGUUUUUGCACGUUAGGAGAAACUACAUUUCCCAUAAUCCUUUGUUCCAGGGCCGGAGCGCCUCUGGGCUCCGGAAUCGCCUGCAGCCGGUACUGCGGGACCCACUGCGGAUAUGGCUGUCUUGGCUGGAUCCCUGUUGGGCCCCACGAGUAGGUCGGCAGCGUUGCUGGGUGGCAGGUGGCUCCAGCCCCGGGCCUGGCUGGGGUUCCCAGACGCCUGGGGCCUCCCCACCCCGCAGCAGGCCCGGGGCAAGGCUCGCGGGAAUGAGUAUCAGCCGAGCAACAUCAAACGCAAGAACAAGCACGGCUGGGUCCGGCGUCUGAGCACGCCGGCCGGCGUGCAGGUCAUCCUUCGCCGAAUGCUCAAGGGCCGCAAGUCGCUGAGCCAUUGAGGAUCGCGACGCAGUCGGCGGGACCCCCAUGGAAGCAUCGCCCUCGCCUCGGACCUUGCCUGGCGCUAUUUUUGCAGGGAGCUGGGGAGCAGGAACGCCUCGGACCUGAGUGCUCUCCAUAUUGUGGGGUUGAAGUCUGGAUGGGAGCUUGCCACGUCCCUUUUUAGGCUUUUUAAUUAGGAAGCAUUUCGAACCUGCGCAACAGACCAAAGAACAGUACAACGAACAUCCGUGUACCCAGUACACAGCCCUGACUACCGACUACCUACAACCCGUCCCUGCCCCAUCCUGAGUUCUUUUGAAGCUGAUCUCAGGCAUCGGAUUAUUUCUUCUGUAAAUAUUUCAGAAUGUAUCUCUCCAAGAGGAGAGCUCAUUAAAAGAUAAUUACAAAGCUUAUCACAUCCAAAAGAAUUAUCAAUAAUUUUGAAAUAUUAUUAAACGUGUAAUAAAUGUUCAAAGUUC